Molecule: messenger RNA, 837 nt
Organism: Capsicum annuum
Lineage: Eukaryota; Viridiplantae; Streptophyta; Magnoliopsida; Solanales; Solanaceae
Exons: 4
Coding region: 1-837 (278 amino acids)
Source: RefSeq, a predicted model, not a curated record
AUGAAUGUUGCCACAGAUGAAAGCAUACACUUACAUGAUCCAAAUGGUAGCUUAAUUGAAAUGCAUAAACUCAUUGAUGAUGGUUUAUUGCAAGAGCAUCAUGAGAUCCAAGAGGAUGCAACAGAAGAAGAGUAUGAAACUGAGGAAUUGAGGAAGAUGAAGAGGAAGAUUUUGAAGAAGACACAGAGAGUGAUUAAUAUGGCUAGAGGUAGAGGUAGAGGUCGCGGAAGUACAGGGCAUGGAGGCAAGUUUGCAGUUAGGAGUAAUAAUGAUGUUACUGCAAACAUACCUACUGUUCCCACUCCUACUAUUGUUAGUCCUCAAGCUGACGGCAUAGGUGGUCAAAAUGAUACAAAUCAAGUUCAACCAUUGAUUCCUCACCUUACAUCAAUGGUUCAAAUUUUUGGUAAUGGUAGCAACCAUACAACACUUGAAUCAUCUCCCACUGCUCCAAAUCAAAUCAACACAACAGCUGAAGGUGGAGAUACAGGUCGAGGAAGCAUAGGGCAUGUGGGUAAGUCAGCAGCUAGGAGUGAUAUUCCUGUUCUUACUGCAAACAUGCCUACUAUUCCCACUCCUACAGUUGCGCCUCAAAUAGCUGGUGGCGUAGGUGCUCCAACUUCUCUCCAACUUCUAAUCAUGGCAAAACACUUCUAUUGGGAUUCUUCCAUUAGCGAUGUUGCAUUAAAAAAACAGUGGCAGAUUAAGGCAACAAUUGUGUAUAGAAAUUUCAUUGCUAAAAUUAAAGAGAAAGGGAUUAGGCAAGAUUUUAUACCUGAAGAUGUCUGGGAAAGCUGGCAGCGACUUUGGGCAGAUCUAAAGUGUAUUGAAAAGUAA